Messenger RNA from Saccostrea cuccullata (small rock oyster), 1038 nucleotides. Its product is annotated as protein HEXIM1-like. Bases 107 to 973 code for a protein of 288 amino acids. Gene Ontology annotation, cellular component: nucleus; cytoplasm; nucleoplasm. The transcript has a single exon. Lineage: Eukaryota; Metazoa; Mollusca; Bivalvia; Ostreida; Ostreidae. Gene Ontology annotation, biological process: negative regulation of transcription by RNA polymerase II; negative regulation of cyclin-dependent protein serine/threonine kinase activity. Gene Ontology annotation, molecular function: cyclin-dependent protein serine/threonine kinase inhibitor activity; 7SK snRNA binding. The record is from RefSeq and is a predicted model, not a curated record.
GCUAUUAGUUGUCAUACGGACAACGAAAUCUAGCAGAUCUACGUUAGUAUAAUGUUUGAUAUUUUCUAUUCUAUAUUUAGAACCGACAUAUAUAGGAUUGCAGAUUAUGUCAAUGAAAGGUAUUGCAAGUAUGAUAGUGGGCCAAGUGCAGGGUGACAAUUUCAAUAUUAGCCCAGAUGAAAUUAUUUUCCAUAAUACGUCGGACUCGGCCUCCGUUUUGAGGGAAAAUGGCAGCCCCCGUGAAUGUCAACAAAGAAAAGACACUCGUGUGGAGCCCUUAGGGGUAGAAAACAACAGUGAGGCACUCGAAGGGAGCGAGUCUGACAACCAUUGUGAUUCAGCAGAGAAAAAGAAAAGAAGGAGGCGAUUAAAGGGUGGAAAACAUCACCGAAAAUGGAAGCCGUACGAAAAAUUAAGCUGGAACGAGCGCCGUGAACUGGAAGAAAGGGAAACGCAGCGUGCAAACCAGAAACGUGAGGAGGCGUUUGCCAGUGGCCACCCGGUGGCGCCUUAUAAUACGACCCAGUUUCUAAUGGACGACCACGGAAAGGGGGAUCCAAAUGAUGGAUUACUCGAUCGGAAUAAUUCUCGGGAAUCGAUCGAUGGGAGCGGAUCCACCAGUGAAUCUUCGGAAGAAAUGUUAUCCGAGGAGGAAGAAUUUUUGGAGAAAGAAUUUGAGGAGACCUACGAUAAUAUGCACGCAGAGAGGCUGCAGAAAAUGAGCAAGGACGAAUUAAUUAAGGAUUACAUCGAGAUGGAAACGAAGUUGGACAGACUACAGAGGCGGUUGGAGCGACGCACCAGACGCAACAAUGAUACAGCUGACGAUAGUUCCGGUUCAUUGAGCAGCGGCGGCGAGGAGUUUGUUGAUAUGGACGUGGUGCGAAAACUAGAGGCGGAACAAGAAAAACUGAAAAAGGAAAACGAACAUUUGAAAAAAGAAGUGUUGAAAAUGACAAAGAAAUCCAGCUGAUAGCUCUUUCAAUUUUUUGUUACACUUUUAUAGGAAUCAAUUUGAAGGCGAGUUAUGCAUUUUUU